AUGGGUCUCCUGGUACAAGGCCAUGGUCAAUGUCAAUCCAUCGUCGACGAGGAACACCCGCUCGAGUAUUCGGAAUACUGCGCGGACAAGGGCUAUGGCUGGGCUGGGGCCUUGCCGGCACCGCAGGGCCUCUAUGACCCCGAGCGGGAGAAGGAUGCCUGCGGUGUCGGCUUUGCAGCGCAUAUCAAGGGGAAGGCGAGCCAUAAGAUAGUCAGCGAUGCCCGGAGUUUGCUCUGCAACAUGACCCAUCGUGGUGCCGUAGGUUCCGAUGCCAGGGACGGUGAUGGCGCUGGCGUGAUGACUAGCAUCCCCCACAGGUUCUUCGUGAAGCACUUCGCUCGUGAUGCCGGCGUCGAGCUGCCGCCCAUGGGCCAGUAUGCCACGGGAAACCUGUUCUUCAAGCCGGACUCGGAGACCCUGAAGGAAUCCCUCGCUACCUUUGACGAACUGGCCAGGGAGCUCGGCCUGCGCGUGCUGGGCUGGCGGGAUGUCCCCCACGACUCUACCCUGCUGGGCCCCGCCGCCCUGUCCCGCGAGCCCGUCAUCAUGCAGCCCUUUGUUGUGCUUCGCUCGGCCUAUGGCGAUGGGCCCACCCCCCUGACGACGACGGACCCGGACCAGCACCCGGCGCAGUUCGAUGAGCUCGCCUUCGAACGCCAGCUCUAUUUCCUCCGAAAGCGCGCGACCCACGUCCUAGGCCUUGCGAACUGGUUCUACGUCUGCUCCCUCAGUAACCGCAACAUCGUCUACAAGGGCCAGCUGGCCCCCGUCCAAGUUUACGAAUACUACCACGACCUGGUCUCCGUUGACUACGAGGCCCAUUUCGCCCUGGUCCACUCGAGAUUCUCGACAAACACCUUCCCGUCCUGGGACCGUGCUCAACCGCUCCGCUGGGCGGCUCACAAUGGCGAGAUCAACACUCUGCGCGGCAACAAGAACUGGAUGAGAGCCAGGGAAGGGGUCUUGCGAUCCGAAAUCUUCGGCGAUGACCUGGACUACCUCUACCCGAUCGUUGAGGACGGCGGUUCCGACUCCGCUGCCUUCGACAAUGUGCUCGAGCUGCUCACCAUGAACAGGGUUCUGUCCCUGCCGGAAGCGGUGAUGCUGAUGGUCCCGGAAGCGUGGCAGGAUAAUCCCGCCAUGGACCCCGCAAAGGCUGCUUUCUACGAAUGGGCCGCCUGCCAGAUGGAGCCUUGGGAUGGACCCGCGCUCUUCACCUUCUCCGACGGACGGUACUGUGGCGCGAACUUGGAUCGCAAUGGUCUUCGCCCCUGCCGAUACUACAUCACAGACGACGAUCGCAUCAUCUGCGCGUCGGAGGUCGGCACGAUCCCAUUCGAUCCCGAGCGUAUCGUUGAGAAGGGCCGUCUGCAGCCCGGCAAAAUGCUGCUCGUUGACACAGUGGCUGGAAGGAUCAUCGACGACACCGAGUUGAAAACCACCGUUGCCAGCCGCCAUGAUUUCAGAUCCUGGGUUGAGAGAGAGCUGCUUCGCCUCCCCGAAAUUCUAAAGGGCCUGCUCGAGAAAAACAUUGACCUAACCUAUACCCUGGACGAUUCUACGGUCCAGGGCGAUGUUCGACUCAAAGCAUUUGGCUAUUCCUACGAGCAAGUCAGUCUCAUUCUGGGACCAAUGGCCGCGGAUUCCAAGGAGGCGCUUGGAUCCAUGGGCAACGAUGCGCCCCUUGCGUGUCUCGCUCAGCAGCCACGGCUUCUGUAUGAGUAUUUCCGCCAGCUUUUCGCACAGGUCACCAACCCGCCCAUCGAUCCCAUUCGGGAGGCCAUCGUCAUGUCCCUAGAAUGCUACGUGGGUCCCCAGGGGAACCUCCUGGAGAUGGAUUCCUCGCAGUGCCAUCGUCUCCUUCUCACCUCGCCCAUUUUGUCACUGGACGAGUUCAGCACGAUCAAAAAUAUGGCGGCGGUCCAUGUCGACUGGUCCGUCAAAACUAUCGAUAUCACUUUCGAGAAAGCGAAGGGGGUUCAGGGCUACCUCGACGCUCUAGACGAGAUCUGCAACGCGGCAACUGAGGGUGUCCAGAACGGCGAUAAAGUCUUUAUCCUUUCCGACAGGGCCACCUCUGCCGAUCGAGUCCCCGUUUCGUCCCUGCUUGCCACGGGCCUUGUCCACCACCAUCUCGUUCGAAACAAGUGGAGGUCGCUGGUUGCUUUGAUCGUCGAGACUGCUGAAGCGCGAGAGGUGCACCACAUGUGCGUUCUUCUUGGGUAUGGCGCCGAUGGAAUCUGCCCGUACCUGGCUCUGGAAUGCAUUCUGAAAAUGAACCGUGAGAAUUUGAUCCGCAAAGCGCUCUCGGACGAGAAGAUCAUCGAAAACUACAAGUCGUCGGUGGACGGCGGCAUCCUCAAAGUCAUGAGCAAAAUGGGCAUCUCGACUCUUCAAAGCUACAAGGGUGCCCAGAUCUUCGAAGCGCUAGGGAUAGAUGAUAGCGUUAUUGACCUGUGCUUUGCGGGCACUGCGAGUAGGAUAAAAGGCAUGACUUUCGAGCAGAUCGCGCAGGAUGCGUUUGCCUUCCACGAGAAGGGCUUCCCGUCGCGAAUUAUCAGCGAGAUCCCUGGGCUGUCGGAAUCAGGCGAAUAUCAUUGGCGCGAUGGCGGUGAACACCAUAUCAACGACCCUGUCAGCAUCGCCAACAUCCAGGAUGCCGUGCGCACCAAGAAUGACAGGUCGUAUGAGGCAUAUGCUCGCUCCGAACAUGAACAGAUCAGGAACUGCACCUUGCGCGGGUUGCUCGAUUUUAAUUUCGAACACCGCACUGCGGUGCCGAUUGACCAAGUCGAGCCGUGGACUGAGAUCGUCCGCCGCUUUGUCACUGGCGCCAUGUCGUAUGGAUCCAUUUCCAUGGAGUCCCACUCCACUCUUGCCAUCGCAAUGAAUAGACUCGGCGGCAAGUCCAAUACGGGAGAAGGGGGUGAGAACGCGGAGCGCAGCAAGGUUCUGGAGAACGGCGACACCAUGAGAUCCGCCAUCAAGCAGAUUGCCUCUGGCCGAUUCGGCGUUACGUCCCACUACCUUGCUGACGCCGAUGAGCUCCAAAUCAAAAUGGCCCAGGGCGCCAAACCCGGCGAGGGCGGAGAGCUUCCUGGCCACAAAGUGUCCGCUGAGAUCGGCAAGACCCGCCACUCGACCCCGGGCGUAGGCCUCAUUUCACCCCCACCACACCACGACAUCUACUCGAUCGAAGAUCUGAAACAGCUCAUCUACGACCUGAAGUGCUCGAAUCCCCGUUCGCGCGUCUCUGUCAAACUCGUCUCCGAGGUUGGCGUCGGUAUUGUUGCCUCGGGCGUUGCAAAGGCCAAGGCGGAUCAUAUCUUGAUCUCGGGCCAUGACGGAGGCACCGGCGCGUCGCGGUGGACGGGAAUUAAGUACGCUGGGCUUCCGUGGGAACUCGGCCUGGCAGAGACUCACCAGACGCUGGUCCUCAACGAUCUUCGCGGCCGUGUCAUCGUCCAGACUGAUGGUCAACUGCGGACGGGGCGGGAUGUAGCGAUGGCGUGUUUACUGGGAGCAGAGGAAUGGGGCUUUGCGACGACUCCUCUCAUUGCCAUGGGCUGUGUUAUGAUGCGCAAGUGCCACUUAAAUACAUGUCCGGUUGGCAUUGCAACCCAGGACCCUUUGCUCCGACAAAAGUUCUCAGGGACCCCUGAACACGUUAUCAAUUUCUUCUACUACAUCGCCAACGAACUACGAGCGAUAAUGGCUAAAUUGGGUAUCCGCACCAUCAACGAGAUGGUAGCGACGUACAAUGUCCGUAAACAAGACCAUCGCCUCCACGUCCGUUUGGACAACAAGCUCAUUGCCGAAUCUGAACUGGCGCUGGAAAAGGGCCUGCCGUGCCGCAUCGAGUGUGACGUUGUGAACACCGAUCGCGCCUUGGGGGCUACGCUUUCAUACCAGGUGAGUCGUCGCUACGGAGAGGCUGGUCUUCCGCAAGACACUAUCCACGCAAAUAUCAAGGGCUCCGCUGGUCAGUCCUUCGGCGCGUUCCUCGCGCCUGGCGUAACCCUCGAGCUUGAGGGUGAUGCCAAUGAUUAUGUCGGUAAAGGAUUGUCCGGCGGUCGUUUGAUCGUCUACCCUCCUCGCAGCGCCGUCUUUAAAUCCGAGGAGAACAUCCUCAUAGGAAACGUCUGCCUGUACGGCGCCACACGAGGUCACUGUUACUUCCGGGGUGUAGCUGCUGAGCGAUUUGCUGUGCGUAACUCGGGGGCUACGGCGGUCGUUGAAGGCGUCGGCGAUCACGGUUGCGAGUACAUGACGGGAGGCCGCGUUCUGAUUCUCGGACCGACUGGCCGGAAUUUCGCCGCUGGAAUGUCUGGCGGCAUCGCCUAUGUCCUCGACGUGAAUCAGGACUUCCACUCGAAAAUUAAUAUGGAAAUGGUUGAGGUUUCUGGAGUGGAAGACCCAGCGGAGAUUGCCUUCUUGCGCGGGCUCAUCGAGGACCACCACCACUACACCGGCUCCGAGCUUGCAGCCCGUAUCCUUCUCGAUUUCACUCGAGCACUGGGCCAUUUCGUCAAGGUCCUGCCGACGGAUUACAAGAGGGUACUUGAGGAGGAGGCUAAGAAAGCUGCUGCUGCGAAACAGGCCAAAUUCACUCUUCCGUACUUAUCCAGAAAUCCCUCAGGGGAGGCCGUGGAUAAUCCUCAUGUGCAUCGCGAGGAAUCCAAGAAAAGCAGCAGCAGUGACCUUCUGGAUAUUGAGGACAGCGUUGGCGACGCCAAGACGGAGAAAAAGCGCACUUCCUUGAUCCUCGACAAGACGAAAGGUUUCAUGAAGUACCACCGCCACAGCGAGAAAUACCGGAACCCAAGGACUCGAACUCGCGACUGGGCCGAGCUGAGCACGCGUCUGACGGACGAUGAAUUGAAGUACCAGUCGGCCCGUUGCAUGGACUGCGGCGUUCCCUUCUGCCAAUCCGACACCGGAUGCCCUAUCUCCAACAUUAUUCCCAAGUGGAAUGAGCUUGUCUUCCGGAACCAGUGGCGGGAUGCGCUUAAUCGAUUGCUCAUGACGAACAACUUUCCCGAGUUCACGGGCCGCGUUUGCCCGGCUCCUUGUGAAGGCGCUUGCGUCCUUGGAAUAAUCGAAGACCCUGUCGGCAUCAAGAGUAUCGAAUGUGCGAUCAUUGACCGCGGCUUCGAAAUGGGUUGGAUGGUCCCCACUCCCCCGGCAAGUCGCACUGGCAAGACCGUUGCGAUUAUCGGCUCCGGCCCGGCUGGCCUUGCCGCUGCGGAUCAGCUGAACCGUGCCGGACACCGCGUGACGGUGUAUGAACGUGCCGAUCGCAUUGGCGGCCUGCUGAUGUAUGGAAUUCCGAACAUGAAACUGGACAAAACGAUCGUUCAGCGGCGGGUGGAUUUCAUGGCGGCAGAGGGUGUCAAGUUCGUGACCAGCACCGCCGUCGGGCCCGAGGGAGAUAUCUCUCUGGCCCAGCUACGCAAGGAAAACAACGCGGUCAUACUCGCCACGGGAGCGACGGUGGCGAGAGACUUGAAGAUCCCCGGCCGCGAACUCGACGGCAUCCAUUUCGCCAUGCAGUUCCUCCAUCGCAACACCAAAUCCCUGCUUGACUCGGGGUUGUCUGACGGCGAAUACAUCUCCGCCAGGGACAAGCACGUCAUCGUCAUCGGCGGCGGCGACACGGGGAACGACUGCAUCGGCACCUCGGUCCGCCACGGCGCCAAAUCCGUGACCAACUUCGAACUGCUCCCGCAGCCGCCCCCAGAACGUGCCCGCGAUAACCCCUGGCCGCAGUGGCCACGCGUCUACCGCGUCGAUUACGGACACACGGAGGUGAAGACCCACAUGGGCAAGGACCCGCGCGAGUAUUGCAUAAUGUCGAAGGAAUUCGUCGGCGAGAACGGCGUCGUGAAGGGUAUCAACGUCUGCCGUGUCGAGUGGACCAAGAGUGCGGCGGGCGGCUGGGACAUGAAGACGAUCGAGGGCAGCGAGCAGUUCUUCCCCGCCGACCUUGUCCUGCUCUCCAUGGGUUUCCUGGGCCCCGAGGAUAGGCUGCUCGGGGAGGAAAUUGAGAAGGAUGCUCGGAAGAACAUCAAGACGCCCCCCGGCCACUAUUCGACGAACGUCCCCGGUGUCUUCGCUGCUGGCGACUGUAGACGUGGACAGUCUCUGAUCGUUUGGGGAAUCAACGAAGGCCGCCAGGCUGCUCGCGAAGUCGACGCGUAUCUGAUGGGCACCAGUUCUCUGCUUCCCGUCACUGGAGGAAUUGUCCGCCGGCCCGCAAUCGACUCUGUGCCCGCUGCCGGUCAAGCGCAAACCGUCGCCGCGUAG
Molecule: messenger RNA, 6306 nt
Organism: Histoplasma capsulatum G186AR
Lineage: Eukaryota; Fungi; Ascomycota; Eurotiomycetes; Onygenales; Ajellomycetaceae
Product: glutamate synthase
Exons: 6
Coding region: 1-6306 (2101 amino acids)
Molecular function (GO): flavin adenine dinucleotide binding; FMN binding; iron-sulfur cluster binding
Source: RefSeq, a predicted model, not a curated record